Messenger RNA from Penicillium manginii, 2238 nucleotides. RefSeq lists its product as uncharacterized. Gene Ontology annotation, biological process: carbohydrate metabolic process; ergosteryl 3-beta-D-glucoside catabolic process. The transcript has 4 exons. Gene Ontology annotation, molecular function: steryl-beta-glucosidase activity. The coding region runs from base 1 to 2238 and encodes 745 amino acids. NCBI's taxonomy places the organism in Eukaryota, Fungi, Ascomycota, Eurotiomycetes, Eurotiales, Aspergillaceae. The record is from RefSeq and is a predicted model, not a curated record.
AUGUCGAAUCGACCUCGUUUGCGUGUUGAGGGAAGAUCUUUCCGAGACCCUCAAAACCGAGAAGUCUUUCUUAGGGGAAUCAAUGUGGCUGGUGAUGCAAAGUAUCCUCAGGAGCAAGGCCACCAUUCCCAGGCCCCCGAGAAAUUUUUCAAGGGUGAAGAUGUAUCGUUCGUGGGGCGACCAUUUCCUCUAGAAGAGGCCGACAUACACUUCAGUCGACUACGAAAUUGGGGCUAUAAUACCAUUCGUUAUAUCUUUACCUGGGAAGCCAUUGAACAUUCUGGACCUGGUGUCUAUGACGAGGAAUGGCUUGAUUUCACCAUCGAUGUCCUUCGCAUCGCAAAGAAGUAUCAAUUUUACAUUUUUAUGGACCCUCAUCAAGAUGUGUGGUCACGACUAUCUGGAGGGUCCGGUGCACCCACGUGGACACUCUACGCAGCUGGUCUCAAUCCAAGAAGCUUCAAAGCCACACAGGCUUCCCUCUUGCAGCACACCUGCGAUAACCCUGCAGAUUUCCCUAAGAUGCUCUGGUGUACCAACUACACCAGGCUAGCUUGCCAAACAAUGUUUACUCUGUUUUGGGCUGGGCGGGAUUUCGCGCCAAACGCCAUUAUCGAUGGUAUGAAUAUUCAAGAUUAUUUGCAAAGCCAUUUCAUUGCGGCGUGUAAAUAUCUGGCACAGAAGAUUCACAAAGCCGGUGACCUCGAGAACGACGUAGUAAUCGGGUGGGAAAGUCUGAAUGAGCCUCAUAGAGGUCUGGUCGGUAUUCAGGAUAUCUCUAAGAUCCCAAAAGAGCAGCACCUACAACUUGGAACAUCUCCGACGGCAUUUCAGGGUAUGUUGAUUGGGUCCGGGCGGCCUUGCCGGGUCGCUACAUGGUCCUUCAAAUGCUUCGGUCCCCGUCAAAUAGGCGACGAGCUUAUAGAUCCAAAUAGUGAGUCUGUCUGGCUACCAUCUGGAUAUGAUGAAGGGCGUUAUCCCUGGCGUCGCGAUCCUCGCUGGCGGCUGGGUGAAUGUCUUUGGGCACAGCAUGGGGUUUGGGACCCUUGCAAGAACAUUCUGUUGCGGAAAGAUUACUUUUCAAAAGAUCCUCUCAGCGGUGAAAAGCUCAACUAUGAAAGGUUUACGAAUUCAUACUUCUUGAGUCACUACAGAUCAUACAAAGAAGCAAUUCGCGGCGUUUCUAAAGAUGCUAUCAUGUUUUGCCAGCCACCAGUCAUGGAGAUUCCACCGAAGCUUGAAGGCUCUGCUGAUGAUGAACCGAAUAUGGUCCAUGCUGUACACUUUUACGAUGGAUUAACUCUCUUGACAAAGCGCUGGAACCGCUUUUACAACCUCGAUAUCAUUGGAUUGCUCCGCGGCAUACAUCGUAUGCCUAUCUUUGCGCUGAAAUUUGGAGAAACGUCCAUUCGCAAUAGCCUACGUGACCAGCUUCAGUUUCUUCGAGAGGAGAGUCUAAGGUUCAUGGGCAACCACCCUGUCGUUUUUACUGAGAUCGGGAUCCCCUAUGACCUUGAUAAAAAGAGUGCAUACAAGUCAGGUGACUACACUAGCCAGAUCAAAGCAAUGGAUGCCAAUCAUUUUGCGUUGGAAGGAAGCGCCUCUAAUGGGUUCACUUUGUGGGCUUAUGUGGCUCAAAAUAACCAUGAAAGGGGCGAUCAGUGGAAUGGGGAAGAUCUUUCUAUUUACUCGCGAGACGAUCUGGAACUGCCAAGCAAGGCCAUCAGCCCAACUGCUGCUGAAAAGCCCUUAGGCAAUUUGGUUGAGGAGGAGAAUAUGAGAGUGGACUCACCGAGCUGCAUAGGCACUUUCGCAUCACAAGGAGUGCCAUAUCAGGGUCUUUCCUAUAGAAAUACGUCGUUUCAAAGACGUGGUCACCGCGCUGCUGAAGCUUAUGUUCGCCCUAGUCCCAUUCGUGUGCAUGGAAAGCUAGAAAGCCACUCAUUUGAUCUGAAGAACUGUGUGUUCACAAUGUCUUUGCAGGCAAAGAAAACGGAUGCCCAUUCCCCCAGUGAGAUUUAUCUCCCGGACUUCCACUUCCCGCCAACGGAUACGAUUGUCUCAGUAAGUGAUGGGAGCUGGGAAAUGACUGAGAGGGUAUAUGAAAAGGUCAAACUUCAGUGUUUACGGUGGUGGCACACUGAAGGAUGGGUUGAGAUCAAGGUCAAAGGGGUUAAGUUCAAAGCAAGGAAAUCAGGGAUCGAUUGUUUUGAGAGUAGAAAACGUCAGAACUUAUAG